Messenger RNA from Gymnodraco acuticeps, 2241 nucleotides. It is a transcript of the gene slc5a6a, whose product is annotated as solute carrier family 5 member 6a. Gene Ontology annotation, biological process: sodium ion transport; pantothenate transmembrane transport; biotin transport. NCBI's taxonomy places the organism in Eukaryota, Metazoa, Chordata, Actinopteri, Perciformes, Bathydraconidae. Gene Ontology annotation, cellular component: membrane. Gene Ontology annotation, molecular function: sodium-dependent multivitamin transmembrane transporter activity. The record is from RefSeq and is a predicted model, not a curated record.
CCUGGUGUCAGUGUCACUCGAUUCAAUGAGACCUGAGUCAGCAGGGAAGUUGAGGGGGAUGCAGCUGCGCUUCAGCGGUGCGCACUGGGACUGAGGCGGUCACUGAAUGAUGUGCUCCCUGGUCGACGAUAUUCCUGUCGGAUGGAUUUAGAAAACAACAGGAGCAGCGGUUAACAGACUGACGUCAUGAAUAAGAUGAACCGACCACUUUCACUUGAAAGUAAACGUGUCUUGACUAAACUGUAACGUUUAUAUUCAGUGUAGUUGAAACAACUGGCAGCACGUUUUCCGCUGGUGAGGGCUAGUUUACGAGGAGCACGUGAAGGCAACACCCAGUAGGGUGUCAAGGAGAGUGGGCGGUCCUUCACCGCAUGACCCCCCGCGCACAUCCCAUCGAGUAUCCCAGUGAUGUGUUGUCUCGAUGCCGAGGGUCCUUUCAGUGCAGAGGACAAUCCGAGCUCAGGCUGUCAGACCGCUGAACCCACGCGGUGUUCAUAUGAAGACGGUUACAACACUUCUGAAGCCUGACGUCACUGGAGGCUCGAGUUUACCGGCUCUCACUGAGUCUUCCUAUUGGUGAAGUACUCUCUGUGUUGUCGUGAUCACUCCCCUGGCCCCCAGCAUCCACUGUCAUCAUGGGAGGGGUAGUCCAAAUGCACUUCACCACAGUGGACUACGUCAUCUUUGCCCUACUUUUAGUAGCCUCAACUGGCAUCGGACUCUUCCAUGCUUUCUCCGGUGGACGCCAACGCACAACACAGGAGUUCCUGAUGGCUGAUCGCUCCAUGAGCUGCCUGCCUGUGUCUUUGUCCCUGCUGGCCACUUUCCAGUCGGCUGUGGCCAUCCUUGGUGCUCCAUCUGAGGUGUACACCUUUGGGACUCAGUACUGGUUCCUGGGCUGCUCCUACUUCUUAGGCCUGCUCAUCCCGGCUCAUGUUUUCAUACCAGUUUUCUAUAGACUUCGUCUGUCCAGCGCGCUACAGUAUCUGGAGCUGCGCUUUAACAAGACGGUUCGCAUAUGUGGGACUGUGACCUUCAUCUUUCAGAUGGUCAUUUAUAUGGGGGUUGUACUGUAUGCCCCGGCAUUGGCACUCAAUGCAGUGACAGGCAUUGACCUAUGGGGGGCAGUACUGGCCAUGGGCUUGGUGUGCACUCUUUAUACUGCUCUGGGCGGUCUGAAGGCAGUAAUCUGGACCGAUGUGUUCCAGACAGUGGUCAUGUUUGCAGGCCAGCUUGCGGUCAUCGUUGUGGGGGCCAAUCAGGCGGGGGGCAUAGCAGAGGUGUGGAGGAAAGCGACCAAUGGCAGUCGCAUUGCUGGUCUGGACCUGAACCCCGACCCUUUGGAGCGCCAUACCUUCUGGACACUAGGUGUGGGAGGAGUCUUCCUGAUGUUGGCUCUAUACGGGGUCAACCAGGCCCAGGUCCAGAGGUACCUCAGUUCUCGUACGGAAAAAGAGGCCAUUAUGUCCUGCUACAUAGUUUUCCCAUGCCAGCAGAUUGUCUUAUGUUUAGGUUGUAUGAUGGGGCUGGUCAUGUUUGCUCGUUAUGGAGAGGAUAGCCCCCUGGACAAGGGCUUUGUCAAAUCUAAUGACCAGAUGGUCCUGUACUUUGUGAUGGACGUGUUCAAGGAUCUGCCCGGGCUUGCGGGACUGUUUGUAGCCUGUCUCUUCAGUGGAGCUCUCAGUACUAUAUCAUCAGCCUUUAACUCCCUAGCGACAGUAACCAUGGAGGACCUGAUUAAACCUCAUUUUCCAAACAUGACUGAAGCCAAAGCUACGCUGCUGUCCAAGGGACUCGCUUUGGUAUAUGGCCUGGUGUGUCUGGCCAUGGCCUACGUCGCCUCUAUUAUGGGAUCUGUUCUGCAGGCAGCCUUCAGCAUCUUUGGGAUGGUUGGUGGUCCUCUGCUUGGCCUCUUCUGCCUUGGAUUGUUUUUUCCGUGGGCAAACUCUACUGGUGCACUGGUCGGGUUGGUAGCAGGCCUUGCCAUGGCCUUCUGGAUCGGCAUUGGUAGCUUUUUGCUGCGCAUGUCUGAGGCCAACGCAAUGGGAGCCCUCAACGCCACAAAUCUGCCCCUGUUUGACAACAUGACCACCGCUGUCAUGACCCCACUGGUCAGCGCCACCACAGCCAAGCCGAGGCCGACAGGUGUGGAGGCACUCUACUCGCUAUCCUACAUGUGGUAUAGUGCCCACAACUCCGCCGUGGUGGUGGUAGUGGGACUUUUGGUCAGCUUGCUAACAG